This is a messenger RNA of Myxozyma melibiosi, 1378 nucleotides long. RefSeq lists its product as uncharacterized. Lineage: Eukaryota; Fungi; Ascomycota; Lipomycetes; Lipomycetales; Lipomycetaceae. Gene Ontology annotation, biological process: translational termination. The coding region runs from base 110 to 1357 and encodes 415 amino acids. The record is from RefSeq and is a predicted model, not a curated record. The transcript has 2 exons. Gene Ontology annotation, molecular function: translation release factor activity.
AAGAGGAGCAUGGAAGUAGAAGUCUUGACUGAGCGCGUGGAAUAGAGGAACAUGAUAUACGAUUAAAGAACAAGGGAAUUACGGAAAACAAAACACACAGGGAAGAAAGAUGCAGGCGAUUCGAAGGUCGAUGGCCAGGUUGCUGGUGCCGGCGAGGAGUAGAAACCAUUACGUUGUUCGCCAUGUUCCCAGCCGGUUUUCGUUUAUGAGGAUGUACAGUACCGAACCAGCUGAGUCAAUACCAGACGACGAAUAUAUUCUAAGUCCCGAACUACGCGCGAAAGCGGAAUCGCUCAAGGCCGAAUACGACCAACUGACCGCGUCACUGGCGGAGGCCUACGACAAUGCAAAGAUGCGGCAACACGCGAAACUCGAGGCGCUGGUGAACUACGCGACCGCGUACGAGCGGUCCUCGGCCGAGCUCGCGGAUCUGGAGGAGCUCGCGUCCGCGACGGAUAAGGACUCGUUGCAGUUGCGGGAUGAGGCGUUGGGGGAGAUGCAGGAGAUCAAGGUCAGCAUGGCGGGGUUGAAGGAGAAGAUUCAGAGGUUGCUGAUUCCGCCGCAUCCGUUUGCGGAUUAUCCAUGUAUCAUGGAGUUCCGGCCGGGCGUGGGCGGGUCCGAGGCUGCGAUUUUCACCAAGAAUCUGAUGGAGAUGUACCAAAACUACUGCCAGAACAUGCGCUGGAAGUUCUCGGUGCUGGAGUACCACCCGUCCGGCGACGGCUCCGGGAUCACGGAAGGCAUCCUCGCGAUCGAAGAACCGGGCGCGUACGACCGCCUGCGGUUCGAAGGCGGCGUUCAUCGCGUGCAGCGGAUUCCCGAGACAGAGUCGAAAGGACGGGUGCAUACCUCGACCGCGGCCAUAGUCGUGCUUCCGCAACUCGACCAAGGCGACGAGAACUCGAACGAAGCCGAGCGGUCGUUCGCGCCGGGCGAAGUGCGCGUGGACGUCAUGCGCGCGCGGGGCGCGGGCGGGCAGCACGUCAACACGACUGACUCUGCCGUUCGGCUGACGCAUAUCCCGACGGGAAUCGUGGUCGCGAUGCAGGACCAGCGAUCACAGCAUAAAAACAAGGCGCGGGCGUAUAUGAUUCUGCGGGCGCGGCUGGCGGAGAAAGAACAUAACGAGAAAGUGAUCAAGGAUCGCCAGGCGCGGACGUCGCAGGUGACGACCACGGACCGGUCGGAUAAGUUGCGGACGUACAAUUAUCCGCAAAACAGAGUGACUGAUCACCGGUGCGGGUUUACGAUGCAUGAUUUGCCGGGCUGUAUGGAUGGGUCGGCGCUCGAUACUUUGCUGGAUAAGGUGCAGGAGUGGGCUACGAACGAGGAGGUUAAGAAUCUCCAGUUCCAAUGAUGUAUAUAUGUAUAAUAAUAG